CGAGAAAGAACACGAGACAGCGUUAAACACCACACAGCUACACACACUGUGAUGAAAAUCUGGAAAGGAGGUAUGAUCUAGGUUGUUCCAGAAACCACGGAGCUCUGUUUCUAGGAGUCCGAGACGAUUCGCACUGGACUUGAACGUCAAGAGGGUUAUAAAAUAAUUUCUUGUCAAUCAAUAGGCACAUUUUUGAACAAACAAACAUUCGUAGGACCUGAUAUUCAUUGGUCUAAUUUUGCCUGAGACGUGGUAAACUGUUACCAAGAAAGUAACACUGGUGGAAAUCUCAAAUCUUAACCCAGUUUCUCUACAGAUUGAAUCGACCAUGGCCAAGUGGGGCGAAGGAGACCCUCGGUGGAUUGUCGAAGAGAGACCGGAUGCAACGAAUGUCAACAAUUGGCACUGGACUGAAAAAAAUGCCUGUCAAUGGUCGCAGGAUAAGUUAAAGGAAUUAUUCGUCAACUUAGUUAUUCAAGGAGAUAAUGUGAAAUGCAAGGUGACGGAGUUUGAAAAAUGUGAAGGAGAAGCUGUUGCCAACAAUAGGAAAGGGAAAUUGAUUUUUUUUUAUGAAUGGAAUUUAGUACUUAAAUGGGUACUUGAAGACAGUGGAGAAGAAGCGAUUGCAGGGAAGAUAAAUAUACCAAAUCUGUCUGAAGAAAAUGAUGUCUCAGAAGUCGACAUUGAAAUCACCCUGAAAGAUAGCACAGACAAAGGAGAAGCGGUAAAACAUUUUCUACAUACCAAAGGAAAGGAUACAAUUAGGGAAAAAUUAGUUCAAUAUGUAUCAUCGCUGAAAGAAGGUAAGAAUUUUGAAUACCUUUAUAUUUUUGUUGUGUUGUAUCAAAACGGCGAUCAAAAAUUAAUAUCGGAAAAGCAUUCGUCGUCCUCCUCCUCAUCUUCCUACUACAAGACUUCGAGCAAGUCCUCUACGCAGCACUCGUCCCAUCCGACGUAG
Diprion similis is the source of this 958-nucleotide messenger RNA. RefSeq names its product activator of 90 kDa heat shock protein ATPase homolog 1-like. Gene Ontology annotation, biological process: protein folding; positive regulation of ATP-dependent activity. The transcript is spliced from 6 exons. Gene Ontology annotation, cellular component: cytosol. Bases 329 to 958 code for a protein of 209 amino acids. Gene Ontology annotation, molecular function: protein-folding chaperone binding; ATPase activator activity. The record is from RefSeq and is a predicted model, not a curated record. NCBI's taxonomy places the organism in Eukaryota, Metazoa, Arthropoda, Insecta, Hymenoptera, Diprionidae.